AUGUCUUUGCUAGAAGUAAUAACGAAAGCUUCAGCAGCUAUUCCGGCCCUGCCCGACCAUGGGACCGAUUACCCGAUUGUUCUCAACCCUGACCCAAUUUUCUCCAAGCUGAAGCUGGAAACUGGCGACCAGAAAUCCGACAGCCACGCUCUGAUAAUUAACGGGCUUGUCGAUCGUGCGUUCACAUCAAAUUUGGUUAAUAAGUUGAUCGAGAAACGGAAGUCCGACUUAGUUGUCUCGUGCGUGAAGCAUUUGCCCGAUUUGCAAGCUUACGAUUUGAUGUGCAUUCUGAAGUACUUUCUGAUGCUGCCGGUCGAUGGGUAUGAGAGCCUGGUUAGCUUGAGAAAGGAUUGGGAGAGCCAAGCACUGUUAGCUAUUGAUAAGUCGAGUGGAAAAGGAGUAAAAGGGAAAGAUAAAAGCUUGGCAAAGGAGGCAGCCCUUUCGGUCAUGCUGGCACACGAUGGAUUUUCAGUGUCCGAAUUAUGUUUACAUUAUUUUCUCGCCUGUCCUAAUCUGGAUGAGGUGAUGUUCUCAGCUUGUGUUGGGAAAUUGGAUGGUGAGGAGAUUAAGGCAUUAAUUCGGUACUUGGGGAAAUGGCUCGAGAAAUAUGAAAGGUUCCCUCAGGUGGGGCCCUGUCUUAAGGGGUCAUCGGUUUUGGGUCUGACGGUCUGCGAAUGGGUCCCUUCUCUCGAGACUGUGGUGAAAUGUCUUGGUGUGGUUUUGGACGAGCAUUUCUCGUAUUUGGUUUUGCAUUCAGAAUUUGGUGAGUUGAGAAUUUUAGAGGGAGUUGUUGGGUCCCUAGCUGCAGAGGCAAGGCUUUGCGGUGGUUCGGCUACUUUGGCGGAAAGGUUGAGAGACGAGCGCAAGGCCUAUCACCACGAAUCUCUGGGAAAUUUUGCAUUUUCACGAAUUUCUAAACCAAUACAUGUUUUGGAGAAGGAUUUUCCAUCUGUUCUGAGUUUUAUCGUGGAGAAAUUAUUACGAAAUUCGAUUCUAUAA
Molecule: messenger RNA, 999 nt
Organism: Striga hermonthica
Lineage: Eukaryota; Viridiplantae; Streptophyta; Magnoliopsida; Lamiales; Orobanchaceae
Source: the annotation of a GenBank genome assembly